Molecule: messenger RNA, 897 nt
Organism: Lasiosphaeria miniovina
Lineage: Eukaryota; Fungi; Ascomycota; Sordariomycetes; Sordariales; Lasiosphaeriaceae
Product: peptidase C14, caspase domain-containing protein
Exons: 3
Coding region: 1-897 (298 amino acids)
Biological process (GO): proteolysis
Molecular function (GO): cysteine-type endopeptidase activity
Source: RefSeq, a predicted model, not a curated record
AUGCGGCCGAGCCGGGGCAUAGGUGGAUCUACGGGCUACACUAUUCCAGACCAUCACCUUGUACUCACAGGGACCGGCUGUCGGAAAGCCCUCUUGAUCGGUAUUAAUUGUUCCGGUCAACGCGGCCAGCUCAGGGGCUGCAUUAACGAUGUCAGGAACAUGUCCGGCUAUCUCGUCGAGAACUUUGGUUAUAAGGGGGAGGAUACGGUCAUUCUUGCCGACGAUCAGCAGAACCCCAUAACCCAGCCAACGAAGCAGAACAUUCUCAGAGCCAUGUAUUGGCUCGUUAAAGAUGCCCGUCCAAACGACGCGCUCUUCUUCCAUUACUCUGGUCACGGAAGCCAAACCAAGGAUCUCGACGGUGAUGAGGAAGACGGGUACGAGGUCAUUUACCCGGUUGACUUCCGCCAAGUCGGCCAUAUUACCGACGACGAGAUGCACCGUAUCACGGUACGGCCGCUCCAAGCCGGUGUGCGUCUCACAGCUAUCUUUGAUUCUUGCCACUCUGGAACAGCGCUCGACCUGCCUUAUAUCUACUCCAUCCAGGGUAUCCUUAAGGAGGCUAAUCUCGCUAAAGAGGCUGGCCAGGGCACGAAGGCUGGCCAGGGCCUCCUUCGUGCCAUUUCGGCAUAUAGCCAGAGUGACCCAGGUAGUGUAUCCAAUAAUAUCUUGGGCUUCUUUAAGAAGGCUGCCGGUGGCGAGAAUGCUCAUGACCGCGCUAUGGCUACAAAGACGUCUCCCGCCGACGUUAUCAUGUUCUCCGGAAGCAAGGAUGAUCAAACCUCUGCCGAUGCAACGAUUGCGUUACAAGCCACUGUUCCCAUGUCAUGGGCAUUCAUCACCGCGUGGAAGAAAAUCCCCCAGCAGAGCUAUGUUGAACUAUUGAGUAGCAUCUAA